AAAAGAAAGAAGGUUCGUCGUCUUGCUGACAGAAAGUUUGUGUUUGACUGGGACACAGGGGAAGACACUGCAGUCGACUACAAUCCACUGUAAGUAAUCACAUGACUGUACCAAGCUUUUUGGUGCAAUCACCAUUGACACGUUUAGUUGAAACAACCUUUUUUAUUGAUUUUUUUGGCGCAGUAGUUUUUAUUUAUUUUAAUUAGUAUUAUUGAGACACACAUAACAAACUGGUUUUACGCUGUUUGUGAAAAAUACAAAUCAUUGUAAAUUAUUGAAUGUAGAUUUACCAUAGCUGACUUGACUGUAUUGCUGUAUUGUACCAAUAAUUAUCACGACGGCUCUUGAUUCAAAAGCUUCAAAACAACACAGGCUCUUGUCACAGUCCGGAGGUACUUACCUAAGGGUGGUGCUGUUAAAAUUUUGGCUGUUUUAAUAAUACAACUCUUGUUUGGACUAAGAUUUCAAUGUUGCCAGGUAUAUGCAAUUUGAAUUAGGAGGUUGGGAGCUGGAAGUUCUUUUCCUUCCAUAUUUUAACAAAUCAAUUAGACCAUAGAAAUGACAUCAAAAUGUUCAUAACUCAAGUGAACCACGAGCCGCAGGCCUUUGAAAGUAGCAGGGGGUCAUAUUCUUAGUUGCGGGGGGCCUGUGCCUCACUGACACCCCCGAAUUAAUGCCAGUUAUUAAAACAGGUUUCAGAUCUAAACAUAGGUUUUCAAGAGAGCGAUUUUCGUAUGACCUUGAAAUGAAAACGCGCGGACAAAAAGGAAACAACAAACGAACGGAAAUAUAGCGAUUUGAUUGGUUUAUCGAACGGAUACAAACGCGCGUGGGUUUUGGUUGGUUAAGAGAACGCUCGGGUGAAAAAGUUUCAUGCCCGAGAACUUUCUAGAAAUCAACCGAUACUUCGCUUUGACGUCAUACUGCAACACGAUUGACCAAUCGAACAAUGCCUUCUCCGUAUUAGGAUUUUCUUUGGCGAGAAAACGAAGAGGCCAUGUUUUGAUCUUUUCAAAUACAUUUUAAAAGCGAAUACCAAGAAGAAGGCUUUUGCAUGCUUUUGACUAGGCAAUAACAUAAUGUGAACUGCUGAGAAUACAUAUCAAACGAUACAGCAGAAUUCAGUGCCAAACUACCAUUUUUUAAUACGGUGUUUAACGUAAAUUCCCCAACUUCGUCUCGUGUUCUACUCCAGCACCAAUAAACCACCAAUUUUUCUUUUUUGGCAAAAUACCGGUUGAAUUAGAAAGCCGCAGGUCAUCUUAGAGGGGAACGGGGGUGCGCGAACCCCUCCACCCUCCCCCUAAAUCCGCCCCUGAGGUGUACAUGUACACACUUCUUCAUCGUCAUUAUCAGCAUCCUUCUGCCUCAGCCGAGACUCCUCAAACUACUCCUUUUCACAUCGAUCUUUUUUGUAUCAGCCAUCACAAUAGAGACCUAAAGUGGAGGCCGAGGAGGGGAUUUAAGUUUGAUUUUUUCGCGUAUUCUUAAAAAAUCCAACCCCGGAAGGCUUCAUUGUACUUUUUUCACCAGAAAAGUUAGCACAGUUAUUUUUAUUGAAGAAGGUUUUAAAGUUCUCUCAUGAGCGUCUUGAUACUAACUUGUUUCCGUUCCCGCUAAAACUUGUAGUAGAAUCACGACGGCUAUCGCGUUUUCCCGCCAAAAUGAUGUUGGCUCACGCGCGAGCACUACUACAAAAUCUCGUCCUCGAAGUCGUCCUCUUCUUGGAUCUGUUAUUCAAGUUCCUAUCCACAGUCCCUCAUCAGGGAGCUCUAGCAUCUACGACGGCGAGGGAAGCGCAAACGUCACACAAAAAGAGAAUUCGCGAUGCUUCAAACCUCUCGGAAUUUAUUCCAUCUCGUUGUCCAAUAUUGGCGAAUUUUUCAGUAGUUGAAUUCUAAAUGACUGUAAGUAAGUUCAGAAAAAGAAAAAUUAAGGCUAUGUUCACACUAGUACAGAUAGUUUUUGCGCCGACUCGAAAACCAUAUCGGACAGGACUUCUGUUCGCACAUAAGGGCGGUGAUUCCAGCGCGAGUUCUGUAACGGAGCGAAGCUGCGCGGCGCCGCACUGAUCUGUGGAGGGUCACAUAUCCGAUAGGUAUUCACACUAGAGGAGCACACAAAAAGCUAUCGUUUCUCUUGUCCACGUCCUUCAUAAAAUAUGAAAUUUGGAAGUUUGGUGCAACAAUGGCAAAAAAGAUACAAAAAAGCGUGAUGCACUUGCAGAGUUGUUGUUUUGCUUAAUAAACCUAUUGCUUUUCGCCGUUCUCGUUGCCCCGGCCGUUGUUGUUGCUAAAGCUGCUUAAUAUGAUGCCAGGAAAGGUUUAAACUUUCUACGUCUCAAUGGACGCGGCUAAGUCUCUAAAAAAAGAUGAAUUUUCUCAGUAGUGAUGUAUUUUUUCAUUGGCCUUUAUUAGGAUUGAAGUGGUUAACCCCUCUACAACAGCCACUCCGGCCCUUAGGUGGCCCGUCUUUGCGAGACUCGGCUGUGCACUAGAAUGUUAGUAUGUAGUGAGGUGACAAGUCUUAAAGUAAUAAUCCUUGGAAAAUGAUUUUUUUCUUCCCAGUGGCAAAAGAAGGAGACAGGAAAGUUUUAUCAGGAAAUGUUGGAGACAAGACGAACUGUUGAGGAAAAGACCCAAGAGGCGUAAGUAUCUUAUCGUGCCAAUAAUUAACAAAAAACACUACUAGCACUGACGCGAAUUGCAUUUGAAAUUAGUUCAAUCCUAGAAGAGAUAAAAAUUGUCCCGAACGGGACAAAUUAUGUCUUAUGUCCGUAUUGCACUGUGAUUAAUGUACGUUUCCCGCGCAUUUUUGAAAAGCCUGGUUCCAGCGUACAUGUCUGUCAAUCGAGGUUUCCGUCGUUUGCCUGUUAGAAAACUUGGAGUCCGGAAAAGAAAGUAUUGUCUUAGAAAAAGUCCGGGAAAAGCCUCGAAUUUUCCGCCAUCCAAAACUCUGUUCGAACCAUGCUCUAGUUGUGGACACUAUUUCCGCUUCUCGAGGGUAUCAGCUCAAGAGAGCGUCAACUGUAAUUAUUUGAGAGAUUUAGAAUAACGUUUACGGCAAACGGUAAACGUCAGAUUUAAGUUGACAAUUUCUCAAAUUUGGAAAUGAGAAGGUAAAAACUGUCCAAAAUCCUUCUUACUAAUGAACCUCAGUGGCAUAAAACUUCUAAUAUUAGAGUGCUUGAGGUCUGAGGACGAGAACGAGUACGAGUACGAGAUUUAACUUAAGGUUUUUGCGCGUGUUCUAAAAAAAAAAAAAGACACCACGGAAAGCUUCAUUGUACGUUUUUCACCAAAAAGGUCAGUACGGUUAUUUAUACUGAAGGAAGUUAAGCCCUCUCCCGAUGGCAAAAUGAUAAAACUUCUUACACUGCAUUAGAUAACUUGUUCCUGCCACUACGAGUUCCUCGUUAAAACUCGUUGUAGUAUGUCGACGGCUAUCACGUUUUCCGGCCAAAAUGACGCUGGUUCACGCUUGAGCAAAGUCGUCCUCGUCAAAGAAUAUAAGAGUUUCUUUACUAAAAUCCAAAUCCGGAUUUUUAAUCCGAUCUCGGAUUUUAGUCAGGAAACGCAUCCUAAAGCUCUACAUUUAAGUAGAUAUAAAAAACAAUAAACGACAAGUAAAGGAGAAACUUGGUCACGUUGUACAAAUUUCCGUUUGCCGUUUGCCGUAAACGUGACUUGUGGUUCCUUCUUUUUUAGGACGCGAAUAAAGAAGCAGCGUGAUCAGGAACGACAGCGUGCGUUCGAUGAUCGUCACUGGAGCAAAAAAUCCUUGGAGGAAAUGGUGGAAAGAGAUUGGCGGAUCUUGCGAGAAGAUUUUGCCAUCUCUACAAAAGGCAAGAGAUUCUAGGACAGGCUGUUUUUUUUAGAACCUGUUAGGCUAAAAUUUGCUAGUUAGGGCCCCUCUAUACAAGACCCUGUUGUAAAAUUUGAAACAGGUUCUUCUUUAAUAAAGUCUUUUAAAAGAUUCUGUACACUUGGGCAAAUAAGGUAAGUCAACAUUCAGAAUCUCCUUUGGAGACAUGGGUGCCUUAUUACUCCAGUUAGUGGUUUUACCUAAGGAAUGAGCUGAUGAGCUUAAUACCACUAAAUACUCUUAGCUACAAUGUUUUUGUUUGUUUUUUCAGAAAAUAAGAACCAAUUUAAGAACCUAAAUAGCCUAAAUUUGCGUUAAUUACCAUAUAUGUAAGAACCUGUCCAGCUAGGUUUUUGCUGUUUUUUCUCCCUCCUCAUGGCAGGUGACAAGAUUCCAUUUCCUCUGCGCUCAUGGAGAGAAAGCACCCUUCCAACUUCAAUAUUAGAUAUUGUAGACAAACUGCAAUAUGAGGUAAGCCAGCCGUAUCGUUUCGGUACGAACUCAAGCAGUGAAAUUGCACAAGAAUUUCGAUCACUUCAAGUAUUUUUAUUUUGUAAAGUUUGCAAUUGAACAAGAAAAACAUUUUGGGUGAAUAAUCGAAACGACCGGUAACCCUUUAGCUCAGUCACUUAUCCCCCCCCCCCCCCCCCCAAACUACCCCACCCACAACGGCCGGCUUUUUUUUUUCCCCUUAAAUAAAAACACUUUUUUUCUCUCGAUUUUCCCAGUUUUUUAGGUUUGGGGGGGGGGGGCAGGGUUUUUUUUUUUUGCUCCUUGGUUCUGGGGGUGAGGCUGCAGGAGAUUAAAUAUUAAAAAAUUUGCAAGUCAGAUCAGUGUUUGUUUUUUUUAUUACUGAAAUAUUAAAUAUUUGUGAAAAACCCAAUAAGGUGGGAACCAACCGUUUAUUUUCUGGAGGAACACGAUAAGAUAAAAAGGAAAAAAAAUUUAUAUUCUUUUACUUUUUUUUUUUUUUAAAAAUUUAGAAAGAAAAAAAAAAAAAAUUUUGGUUAAAAAAUGGAACGCCCGGGAACCCUUUUGAUCAGACUCCUAAUCCCCCCCCCCCCCCCCUUAAAUGUCACAACCAGAAUGGCGCUGUUUUAAUUUUCACAUUCAAGUUAAAACGUUUCUUUACAUCGAUAUUCACAGUUUGUAAGGUUUGGAAGACGGAGGCAAUGUUAUUAUUCCUUGCUCACUUGGUAUGAGGGUUAGACUGUCAGAGUAUACAUUGAUAAAAAGUCUCGAAGCAUCAUCGGUUAUGCUUUUCUUAAUCUAUUCACUUAUUUAGCCACAGCAGGGCUACCUCAGUUGGUAGAUCAGCAAUGGUUGCAGACAAGAAAGUUGCAAGUUUGAUCUCCGUAGCUAGGCCAGCACUCAGUGUUGUAAAAUAACUGAAAAAAAAUGUUCUGCUCUUUGCAAACAGCUAAACCUUUGCGCGGCUUGGAUGACCACUUUGAAUACAAUUGACUUUGAAAUAAAGUCGAUUUAUUUAUUUCUUUUUUAUUUGUUUAUUUACUGGCCAGUUUUAUCUACUUAAAAGGGAAAGAAGUGAUGUUUUCUUAAGGGCAGAGUUUACGCUCAGAAUUAUAUGAUUUUCCCAUGUGAAAAAAUUCGUUUAACUCGUACAAAUGUUUCAUUUGUACAUAGCGAAAGUAAAACUUUAGAACAACUCGUACAUUAUCUAUCGUGUGUGUUCAUAGGAACCAACACGAAUUUAGCGCCAAGCCAUUCCUAUUGGACUUCAGAACAGGGACAUCAUAGGAGUAGCUGAAACAGGUGAAGUGAGAACUCAGUAGGGUAGACUAUUAGGAAAUUUUUAACUAUAGAAAUUGUAUUGCAAUAGGUCACACGGAUAUUGAGAAUAGGCGGAUAAGACUUUUUUUUUUUUCAAUAAAAAGGUAGUGGUAAAACAGCAGCAUUUCUGAUUCCUUUAUUGGUGUGGAUUAUGGGGCUGCCAAAGAUUGAACGUGACGCAGAUGCUGAUAAGGGACCUUAUGCUGUAAUCUUAGCUCCAACCAGGGAACUGGCGCAACAGGUUAGUUGGUCAAUUCGCCCUCAGGCGAGUUGGCAUAAGGGCCUCAUGUCAACUCACCAGGGAAAUGGCGCAACAGGUUAGUUGGUCAAUUCGCCCUCAGGCGAGUUGGCAUGAGGGCCUCAUAUCAUCUCACCAGGUAGCCUGUUCCAGUCGUUCAGAUUGUAGAGCGCGGCGGUAUGUGGGGAGCGAGUUAAGUAGUACACCGGGAAAACGGAGGUGGACAGUGAUGAGAAAUGCGAUAUGGAGGGAGAGAGACAUCUGUUAUCGAAUCACGCGUACAUCGAAGCUAAUAUAAACAAUGCAAUCGAGCAUUUCUUGUAUUAGGAAUCUUUUCGUGAAGAGCAGAAAAUUUGCUUGAAUCUCGUUCGCCGAGGCCAGGACGUUUUCGCGAUUCUUCCAACGGGCUCUGGGAGACCUUCAUUUUCCGAUUCUUUCCAAGAAUAAUAAACGUAAUCAAAGGAAAUGUUGGCGGAGUCAAUUUCCACGAUCGUCAUCGUUGCGCCUCUCGUAGCCAUAAUGAAACCAAGCUCAAGCGAUUUGGAAUAACAGCAACAACAGCCAUAGGUUGGGGACAGAAGGAAGGCAUGGACGAAGACACGGCAGUGUGAAAGGAAGGUCAGUGCGUGUGAGAUCAUUUAUGGAAGCCCAGAAAGGCAAAAAAAAUCUUAUUUGAAAGGUUAUUUAGCCGCAAUAAAAAGAUUAAUGCUUUAACAGAGGUCAAUUAAAGUCAGUACUUAACUGCAUCUGGAAUCAAAUUCUUUCAGAAACAAACCGCAGGAAAUAAUUGCCCAGUAUGCAUGACUGAUCGUCUAAAUCGUAGACUCAGAGGGACAGAAAUUAGAUUUCCUUAGUUAAAGGAAGGAAAACCUCUGAUGUGGUUUAUUGAAAGCUGACUCAAAGGUCACGUUUGACACUAUCACGAGCUUAUGAGUCGCGUCUAGCCUGUCAGCACUUUGUUUUUCAUGUCACAGUUACCCGGUCGGCGGUCAAUUAAGGGCGGAAAGAGCUCUGUAAGGGAAUGUUUACAGGCGUUCUCUCCCCCCUUCCCCCUCUAGUCUCCCCUCGUUUUUGUUUUCUUCGUGAAUUUUUCUCCCGCGCUCUACUAUCUGAACGCCUGGAACAGGCUACUCACCAGUGAACUGGCACAACAGGUUAGUCGGUCAAUUCACCUUCAGGCGAGUUGGCAAGAGGGCCUCAUGUCAACUCGCCCCAACCGUUUCGUCUAAACAGUUGAGGCUCGCGUGCAAAAAUUCACCCUUCCGUUGCUUUGUGCUUUGAGCAACGGUUAAUUUUUUAGGAAAAAAGCCGAGUUUUUGUGGUCUACAUUCAUGGUAUUAGUACAUACGUACAUACAUACUUUCUUGUUUCCUUCCCAAAGGGGCUUUUCGGGAACAAUCAUUAUUUACAAUCAUUACAUUUAAUUACAACACUUACAUUAUUACUGAUUACAGUGCUUAACUUGUUACUAAUUACAAUACCUAACUUAGCUAAGAAGCAUUUACAAAUUUAUCUAAAAGCUUGUUCGUUAAGACAGUAAUACACCUUCUCGUCAGCAGUAAACUAAACUAUUAGUUCGACUAACUCGCCAGGAAUCGUGUCGUAGGUUAAAAGAAAGUACCUUUAUUGUUAUAAGGGAUUACCGCGUUAAAUCAGAGCCAACGGUGCGCUUUUUUUUUCUAAUCUUGCCAGAUCGAAGAUGAAGCUGCCAAGUUUGGUCGUCCUCUUGGCGUCAGGACAGUGUCUGUGAUUGGUGGGGUAAGAAAUCUACGCAUAAGUCUGACGAUGUCGUUAUCAAUGGUGUCGUAGCUACCCUGGGUGCAAUGUUGGAACAAUUCGAAACAAUGUUGCAACGCUUUGUUGUACUAAAAUCGUCCCGUGAACAUCACCUUAAAUCAUGUUCGCGCACCGAAUCCGCCUUAACGAGGUACAACGUGAUUUAUCCUACAUAUUCUUAAAGCGGGCAUCUUCGGCCAGGGUAUGUCGUAGCUCGUGCCGAAGGAGUUUCCGUCCCGGUGGCGAGAAGAAUGGAAAGGGACCGAGGUUUUCAACCGUGCGUUUAUUCCUUCUCCAACUUCCCUCUGAGCUUAGAAUUCCUUCCCUAUAAUUCGUAGAGACGGCUGUUGCUCGGUUUCCGAAAUAAAGUGAUUCCCUGAGAAAUGCGUGAAACGGAAUUUCGUGGUUGCUGAGCCCGGAGGUAGUCGCUUAACAGAGAGUCUAAAUACAGCGUUUGUGUCAAAUGGGAUUUUGGAAUUGAUAAGGGAGAUAAGCAGUCAGCCAUAAAAUAAAUAAAAUUAAUAAAAAGACAGUUAACACGUACCUUUUAUACAUUUUAUCUCCAGCUUUCUCGCGAGGACCAAGGAUUUCAGCUCAGGCUUGGUUGUGAGGUAAGCUAAUCUCUAGUUCCCUUUUCGUGCGCUACAACUAGCCUCGUGGCCAGAGCGAGAGAGGAAGGAGGAAGUUCCCUCGUCCCUCGCACGCUCCUCGCGGUAUCGUUCGCCCGAAUUCCCCCUCUCCCUCUUCAUUCCUCCCCCCCCCCCCCCCCCACCCCCCCCCCCCCCCCUCACCCACCCCCCCAAACCCCCCCCCCACAACCAGAACCGAGAAAAAAUCACUCAACACCUAAUGAAUUACAAAGGAACCGGGAGCAAAAGCACACCCGCCACGGACGUCAGGAUGACCUUUUUUACAUUUUAUUUCCCGCGCUCGCGGCAGGGCGAGGGAUGUCCGCUCACGCUUGGUGUUGAGGUAUGCUAAACUCUCUUUCCCUUUUCGGGCGCUACAACUCGCCCCCGGGCCAGGGCGAGAGAGGGAGGGGGAAGUUCCCCCUGCCCCCGCCCGCUCCCCGCGGGGUCGUUCGCCCGAAUUCCCCCCCCCCCCCUACAUUCCCCCCCCCCCCCCCUUACCCGAUCGAGCACCUGCCUCGUAAGCUACACCACAACGCAUCCUCCAGACAAUGAGAACGAAGAAAAAUUCAUUCACCACUUAAGAAAUGGAAAGGGACCUGGAGCCGAAACGCGUCCCGCAAGUGGUUUUGGGAUCGUUACUGGGAACGCGCCGGUAAGCUAUUGGCCUUGUUUUUUCCGUGACCCUAGUAACAGUCCCAUAACUCUUUGCGAAAGUUAACUCGGCCCAGAUUCUCUCUCCUUUUUAAAGUGGCGAGUUGUAGAGAAGUGUUUGUUGCCUUUUAUAUUAACAUGUAUCGCUGAGUACUUACGCCGUUAUUUUUUUCCAGAUUGUCAUUGCUACACCUGGUCGUCUGAUUGAUGUACUCGGUAAAUAUUUUCUCUUUAUUUCUCAUAUCUACUGUUGCAGUGUUGGCAUCCUACGGUAUCGCAAGAAGAUUCGAAAACUACAAUCAUUGGCUGUUUACCGUUUUUUCGAAGUAACACUGUAAUGCAAAAAAGUCCGCCAUCCUCUUCUUUUUAUGUUUGAGUCUACUUUUAUCCUAACUGUCCUAAGUCAAGUAUAGUUGUCUUGUGGUAGUGUACUAAGUUUUUAGAGACCUUUAGAUUCUAGAACGAGAACGACUACGAGUACGAGAUUUGACUUAUAGUUUUCUCGCGUAUUCUCAAAUUUUAGACACCCCGGAAAGCUUCAUUGCACUUCUUUUUCACUAAAAAAUUAGCACCGGUGUCUUUACUGAAGGAGCACAAGCCAUCUCCCUGCCGCAAAAUGAUAAAACCUCUAACGCUUUAAAACUUGUUUCCGUUACCACGACAUUCUCUCGAAAACUCAUAGUAGAAUGACAACGGCUAUCACGUUUUCCCGCCAAAACGACGCUGCUUCACGCGUGAGCAAUACUCAGUACUGAGAAAAUCUCGUACUUGUAGUCGUACUUUUCUCUGAAUCUAAAGGUCGCUUUUAUUUAGGUUAACCAAGGUAGGAAAUUUUCUUUCAUCAACGGCCUCUGCUCCUGGAAUCGAUGGAGGUUUCAGUCCAGGACCCCAGUCCUAACUCCAUUAGUUCUCUGCCUACUGUUCCUCUCCCUGUCUUUCAUAACCUGAGAAAACAGCCGACAUUUUGUCGACGCAACCACUGGUUUUCUCGCCAAGUGACGUCAGAGAAAUGAGCGCAGAAAUUCCAUACUGAUGACGCGUCACUACCCAGAUCUAGGUAGUGCUUCUGAUUGGUUGAAUCAAAUUUCCCACGCGGCACGACCAAUCAGAAGCUACCCAAAUCUGGGUAGUGACGCGUCGUCAGUAUGGAAUUUUUGCGCUGGUUUAUCGGACGUCAUUUUGCGGGGAAACCAGUGGUAGCGUCGCCAAAUGUCGGCUGCUUUCUCAGGCUAUGUCGUCCAGGGUUUCUGCAUUUGUCGUGCCUUCUGGUGCCCAUUUGAUGUCGUUGCCGGAAUUGGAAUUGGGGAGAGUUAAACUAAGUUAUUCAAACUUCAAUGCGAAAAUGAAUCUAACGGUGUCUUCUCUUAGAGAUGGUGAAUGUGAAUCUGUGGAGUCGCAAUUUCGUUGUUCAUAAGAUUUGAGCGAGUAAUUGAUUGAAGCUUUUUGUUCUUCUUUCUUCUACAGAAAAUCGAUACCUUGUACUCAGUCGCUGUUCAUACAUUGUUCUUGAUGAGGUUAGUAGUUUUAAUUUAGAUGUUAAUUUGUUUUUUUUUUUGUUUUUUUUUUGCGAAAUUUUGAAUCAGACAAAGUAUAAGCUGAUUUACAAAGGAAAAUUCGAUAGAAAGCCCUACUCUGUACUCAAUCAUUCGUCUUCAGAAAAUCUAAGCAAAUGUCUGUGGUACUAUUGUAGGCUGAUCGUAUGAUUGACAUGGGCUUCGAACCUGAUGUUCAGAAGAUCUUGGAGCAUCUUCCAGUGAGCAACGUCAAACCUGAUUCUGAAGAUGCCGAGGAUCCAGAAAAGCUGUUAGCUUAUAUGGGAAAGGACAAGUUUAGACAGGUUCGUAUAAAUAAAUAAAUAAAUUAAUUAAUUAAACCGCAGGCUCAAUGUUUCAGAGUUUUUAGACGGGGGGGCGGGGGGGGGCUUGUUAGAAGUAGGCGGGGCUUAACAUGAAGUUGCCUUUAAUAUAAUAGUGAACUUACGCAACAGGACAGGAGAGGAAAGAAGACGGCAAACCUUGUGUGACAAGCGUGACAAUAAUUUUGUUUGAAAAAACAGACCAGAAAGCAUUAAUGAUAAGGGAAGACCACGACAACACUCCCAAGUAAUAGCCCUGUCACGUUUGUCACGCACAAGCGUUUUGCCGUCCUCUUCUUCCUGCCGUCCCGUUGCGUAAACUCACUAAUAUCUGUUUGUAGCCUUCGUAUUUCGUUUGCUUCAACAACGAAAAUAGGAGACGUCUCGUCGAAGACAUGAAGUUGAGACUCUAGUCAGUGGACACUACUAGAAUGUAGUGUAACCAGCAGUUGAACUUUUGAACAAUAUUACUAAAGACCUGUAAACUGAGAUUCGUAUCAUUGGCUUUUCUGUUUCACCUUGUUUAGACUGUUAUGUUCACGGCGACAAUGCCUCCACAAGUAGAACGCUUGGCCAGAAACUAUCUAAGGUCAGUUAUCGGUUUGACUAUUUACUGAAACUGUGUUUUGUAAAUAGAUGUGCUUUAUUGACGAUCUAUCCGCAUACAAAGCCGCUCUCAUUAACUAUAAAUAACUAAAUAAUAAAUAAUUCCGGUAUAUACCCCCGGUAGAUUUCGAGCAGUCUCUCUUUAUUCUUGGUCCGUCGAGCAAAACGCGCGUGACUGAAGGCGCGAGACGGGAGAGGCCCGAAAAAAGAGAGACUCUCUUUUGUCUUCUCGGGCUGCCGCCCUCGUUUCUUGCGUCUUGCUCGACGCUCGCGCGCGUGCAUUUCCCUCUCCACAUCUGAAGAAUAAGAGAGACUGCUCGCAUUCUAACCCCCCAGCAGUAUUUACCGCGCCAAGGCUAGUGAGACCGAGCAAACGACUGAAAGAAAUAGGUCAAAUAGACCAUUUCCGUACUCGAAAAUCCCUCACUUUAAAAAAGCGAGGCCGUGUGCAUGACCCCAUUUGUGAAAAUGAAUUUAAUUUGCUUGAGAAUUAAAAAAUCGUUUUCAUAUCAGAGACUUUGCACACUUAGCUUCGUUUUAAAACAGGGGCUUGGGACAACUUGGAAUUUGCCCAUACACGUAACUGUAACAAGACUAACAAUACCAACUGCGUAGAGGCAAAUCAGUUGGAUAUUUACAACCUUGGUUGAGGAUUUGAACAAAUCCAGCAAGCGAUUAGGGCGGGUAUUGAACCCAGGGUCUUCGGAUAGCAAGUCCAACGCCUUAACCGCUCUGCCACGCUGCCUCCUACCCUUGAAUCCCCAAUAUCAGCACCUAUAUUCCAGUUCUCAUCAUAUUUAUCAUCACCUGUACGUUUAAGCAGUGAUACGUUAGGGAGCAAUUAGAUGUUGAUCUACACCAUAAAACGAGGAGCAUUGACGAAUGAUUCUUUGUUAAAAAGCAAUCUCAAGUGACUGGGAACCUAACAUUGUGAUGGUUUGUUUUUCCUUCAGGCGCCCAGCUGUGGUUUACAUCGGUUCUAUAGGUAACUAUUGUUAAGAUCAAGUCUGUUUUAACCUUCCUUCAACGGGAUAUACAGUGUAACAGGGAUCUUUCUAUUUCUUUUUUUUCCCUUUGCUGGAUUAUUACGGUCACACAUCGGUCAUUGACGCUGCAUGUCCAACCAAUUUUACACCAUACUGAAUUAUGCCAGGGAUGAUUUCCUGAAAAAUAGCUUACCACGUUAUGAUCUCAACUGCAGUUGUCAGGUUCAACUUGCGAGCCUGGUUCCUCAAAAGAUAUCAGCUAAGUUUAACCCAGGGUAAAACCUAAUUUUAAGCAAAGUUUUCUUGUCUAGAAAAACAUAAUUGGAGGUUUUGAAAUGUUGUCCAGGUUAUUAAUGCAGGCAGCUCUUCUAUUUGUGUUUCUGUAUUAAAGUAAUUGAAUUUUCUCUCAUCACUUCACAGGCAGACCAGUCGAGAGAGUGGAACAGAAAGUUUAUUUGGUUAAAGAACAAGCGAAGAGGUACGCCUACGUGUAUCAUCCUUUGUAUGUUUAUUAAACUGUAGCAACGUAUGUAAAUUUAUUAACGCGAGAUUAAUUGCGGUGUACUGUAGUUUUUUUAUCGUAAAACUCUGCUCUUCUUUUAUGUUUGUCUAUCCUGGCACUUCAUAUCUUAUCUCCAAGCUACCAAUAACGUUUUGCUGUGUAUCUUUUUGUCUAAUUCAGAUGAAUAUUAACUCAGACUGGCAUUUUGGUGCUAUAGGUAGAAAAGCGACUUUUGAUUAGUAUUGUGAGAAAACUGUCAUAUAGUUGUUGUUAUAUAGCUGGAAAUUUCUUCCCAAUAGCGCGCGCUCUCACUGGUUACUUCGAGGUAACAUUACAUCUAACAGUUAAACUGUUUCCCGCCAAAAUCUCUUAGCAGGCAACAUUGCGAAAUCUAUGACGUCAGAGGGUAACAGUGCACUGUUACGUACGAUCGUUGACCGUUACAGCGAGGUUUAAGGAAUUUCCAUCUAUUUAACAAAUCACUUCGGGAAACAGUUAAUUUUGUUUCCGUUGAAUUUCAAUGUCUCCCUCGGCUUAUUAGGAAAUAAUAUUAGCUGUUUCGCUCGGGACCAGUCAUUUUAAAAGUGUUUGUUGUUGUUUCCUUGACAGGAAGAAGUUGUUAGAGAUAUUGAACGCAGGCAUUGAUCCUCCGAUCAUGAUAUUUGUCAAUCAAAAGAAGGUGAGAGUUGCGUGUCACCGCAGCGGGUAGUUGAGAUGGCGUGCACAAAAAAACCCACGGAAAUUGAGCGGAAAUCGGUGAGAGCGAGGGCGGAGCUCUUAUGCACUGACUCCCUCCUUGGGAUAGUUUGAACGAGAUGGGCACGCGAGGAAGGAGGGAAGCCAUCGCGCGAAUUUUAUGUACUCGCGUGCCUUACAUCCCCUUUUCCAGUCUUCAAUGCUGGCUAGUCUUCGUUCGCACCUUUACUUUUGUUCGUUGUUUCUAUCUGAGAUCUUGCGACAGGCUGUCAGGGACCUUUAGGCUAUGAUCGCACUAUACCGGAUAGAUUUUGCGCAGACACAAAAACCAUACCAGACACUAGGGCUUCUGUUCACACAUAAGAACGAUGGUUUCGGAGCGGUUUCUGUAACGGAGCGAAGCUGCGCCACGCCGAUCUCGUAAGUGGAGAGUCACAUAUCGGAUAAGUUUUCGUACUGUACCGGAUACCUUCUCGCUUCGGCACGAAAAGCUGUCCGUUAUAGUAUGAACACAGCCUGAGAUUCGAUUACGAGUAGGAUAUUGAGUGGGAGCUUUUAAUUGAGCGGAGAUCGGUGAGAGCGAGGACGAAGCUCUCAUGCACUGACCCCCUCCUUGUCUUCGUUUAGCCCGCGUGGAAGGCGUUUGAAGGGGAUAGGGUAAACGAAAUGGGCACGCGAGGAAGGAGGGAAGCCCUCGCGCGCCUUUUAUGGACUUGCGUGCCUUGCUCUCCCUUUUCCCGUCUUCAAUGCUGGCUAGUCUUCGUUCGCCCCUUUAGUUUUCUCCGCUGUUUCUAUCUGAGAUCUUGCGACAGGCUGUCAGGGACCUUUAGGCUAUGAUCGCACUAUACCAGACAGAGUUUGCGCCGGCACAAAAACCAUACCAGACACUAGGGCUUCUGUUCACACAUAAGAACGAUGGUUUCGGCGCGGUUUCUGUAACGGAGCGAAGUUGCGCCGCGCCGAUCUCGUAAGUGGAGAGUCACAUAUCGGAUAAGUUUAGUACUGUACCGGAUACCUUCUCGCUUCGGCACGAAAAGCUGUCCGUUAUAGUAUGAACACAGCCUGAGAUUCGAUUACGAGUAGGAUAUUGAGUGGGAGCUUUCAAACCUAGUUCAUGAGCUCCAGAUAAACACUUUUCACAACAAUCUCUUACGUCUCUCUAAGUUUUGUUAGCAGCAGGAAAGAGUGAGAGCCCUGAGAACAUAAAUGGCUUGAAGUGAAUUCCAAUGUCAUACUCCUAGUCGAUGAUCUCGCACUCCAAAUCAAAUCUUAAGGUUACUUAACAAUUAUUCCUCGAGCCCGAAUGGGCUAUUGACUCAGAGGCCAUGAGGGCGAGAGGAAUAGUUGUUUUAGUAAAAUCCAACUAGUUGGUCCAAAAUAUGGAGAAUAAAAAAAUUUUAGCUAGUUAAAGCUAGACUUUAAUCUUUUUUUGCCGCCAAAAAGCGCGCGCUUUUCGCCACUAGUAGGCUUUAAGUAGUAGUAGCUCAACCAAUCAGAACGCAGCAUUGAUAAUAGACCACUAGUUGGAUUUUACUAAUAAUUGUUACUUAUGAGACAACAUAUCUGCAAUAAAGUUUUGCUGAUUAACUCUUUUUCCGUCUGUUUUAGGGAGCGGACGUGCUCGCCAAGUCCCUGGAAAAAAUGGGCGUAAGUUAUCGUUUGUGUCUUUGGGCGUCGGUGAUUUUAUAUCUUUCCUCUUCG
Messenger RNA from Porites evermanni, 15298 nucleotides. The record is from the annotation of a GenBank genome assembly. Lineage: Eukaryota; Metazoa; Cnidaria; Anthozoa; Scleractinia; Poritidae.